GCCGCAGCAUCAGCACCAGCACCGGCGCGCUCCUGCCUCCGUAUGAGCAUGAAUGCCAUCGUCUACGCGGAACUGCUCGGACUCGGAUGAUUCACUUCGAUCCACGUCGCCGACCUUCUCUUGUGCUUCGCUCGGUCCAGUCACUGUGAUGGUCCGCGCUGUUUCUCCGGGGUCGGUUCCUCUUCAGCAUGGGAACUGCGGUGUCCAGAAGGAAGAAAAGUGACGCGAUAUCUUCGGUGGCAGCGAAAGUUCGAGCAGCAAGAGCUUUUGGGGAAUACGUGUCCCACACUCACCCUGAGAACCGCGACAGAGCUGAUCCUCUGCUGUCUGACACCUUCCCUGCUCAGGAGUCCGAGUCCCCAGACAUCAGCCGUUUGCACAACAACAAUCUGCCGACGCAGAGCCGCUGUUUGCCAGUGACUCCGGCCAGCCAGACAAGCCAGUCCACCCCCAGCAUUCAGGUGACGCCCCAGCCCCAGACCUCCGUCCUCCUGGGAAAACCAGCCUCAGGUCCCUCUAAGCGCCGAUUCUCAGUGGAGAGAAGCCUCUCCGCUGACAACCCGCCACGUUCCAGGGGCCCAGAGGGGUGUGUGUCCGUGAAGCCGUCCCGGGUGUAUACCAUCACCAGGGAAGGCGGGAUGACUGUCGGAGGCCGCAGCAGCGAGGAGAGUCUGGAGCUGGUGGUGCUGAAGGGCUCGAAGGAGCAGGCUCUCUGUCAGGACAUUAGCAGCAACCCAUCCACCCAACCAGCACGUGGUAGCCAUCACCGUAGUAGCCAUCGCCGCAGCAACCAUCAGCACUCCCUCCAGCACCAGGCAGGCGCUCGCUCAUCAUCCCAGCCACUGCAGAGCUCAGGGAGCACCAACAACAUCCGAGACUGGGGGAUGAAGAAGAGUGGAUCUCGGGAAGAGUACACCACGGACUGCGUGGCCUGCAUCCGGGCGCCAUGCCAAAGCCAGCGAUCCCUGGACCUGGAUACCUCAUCGCGGGACGGUGGGAAGCCUCGCAAGAAGCUGGAGCGCAUGUACAGUGAAGACAGGACGUCCACAGAGGACAAAGAAGACAAUCCUAAUAGCUGGUUUCCCAAAGAGAAUAUGUUCAGCUUUCAGACAGCAACGACCACCAUGCAGGCAAAUUUCCGCAAACAUCUCCGGAUGGUCGGCAGUCGCCGGGGAAAGGCUCAGACCUUCGCCGACCGCCGAGCCAAGAGUUUCAGCCGCUCGUGGAGUGACCCCACCCCUGUCAAGCCUGACUCACUGCAUGACUCCAGAGACAGUGCGGACCUGCAGAGCUCCUCAGGGACGCUGGAUGAAGGACUGGGCGAGUACGCAGACUGGGAGGAGGAGCGGGAGGUGGAGAGGCUGGCAUGUGAGGGAGACGACUUCAUCCCACCCAAGAUCAUGCUCAUUUCCUCCAAGGUGCCAAAGGCAGAAUAUUUGCCCAACAUCAUCCGCCGGGACGAUCCCUCCAUCAUUCCUAUUCUCUACGACCACGAGCACGCCACGUUCGACGACAUCCUGGAUGAGGUGGAGAAGAAGCUGGCUGCCUACAGAAAAGGCUGCAAAAUCUCCAACAUGCUGAUUUUCUGCCAGGGUGGACCGGGACAUCUGUACCUGCUCAAGAAUAAGGUUGCAACCUUCGCCAAAGUGGAAAAAGAGGAAGACAUGAUCCAGUUCUGGCGACGACUCAGCAGGUUAAUGAGCAAGCUCAACCCGCAGCCCAACCUCAUUCACAUCAUGGGUUGCUACGUGCUGGGAAGUGCCAACGGCGAGAAGCUGAUCCAGACUCUGAAGAGGCUCAUGAGACCCUCCUCUGUAGAGUUCAAGUCCCCUCUGGAGCUCUCUGCACAAGGCAAAGAAAUGAUUGAGAUGUACUUUGACUUCCGUCUCUUCCGCCUUUGGAAAAGCCGUCAGCACUCCAAGCUGCUGGACUACGAUGACCUCUUGUGAUGUACGAUCUCCAGCUGAGUGCUGUCAGCCAAGUCCAACAUCACUCGGAAGCUUCCUGCACCAGAAACAGGGUGUUCGGUUGAAGGACUUUCUCCCCAGCUCCGGGAGCGUCGACCGGCUCCGUGGCUCAAACGCCAUGUCAAGCGGCAGCGCGGUCUUUUUUUUCCAGUGGGGGGAAAAGUGUGGUAGACUCAGCCAGUGGUGUACCUUUUAUCCAUUUUCAUUCUCUAAUCAAAGAGAUGUGUGAUAAAAACGGUGUUCGCUUGCUAUAUUUAGAGGCUUGGCAGUGGAUGGACGUCGCAGUUCUGACCGUAGAAGGUUGAUUUUUUUCACCUGUAGCCAACCUGUCCGCUCUCCUGAGACACAGGUAUCAUCAGGUCAGGGAAGUCCAGCUUAUCUGUAAAUAAGUGCUUACUGGAGUCCAACAUCUUCUCUCCAUGUGGAUAUCGAAUAGUGACUUUGAAUAGAUAUUAGAGGUGUCUAUUUACCAAGUGAAGAUAUUUCCUACUGACUGUUGUAUUAACUCAGGUUGAAGCCAUCGUUUGAUAUUAAGAACCGUACUCGCGAUCACUUACUGUAGAUGAGAAAACCUUUCAAGGAGGUUUUUGUUCCAACAUCCUCAUGGCCUUCCGAGUCCGCCGUAGCAUGCUUCACGUCACCGCGUUUUAACACGGCAGCGCCAGCCUAUUUCUGCAGCUGUUGGUUGACCGUCCCCUUCCACUGGAUUUCUACUGACCAGUGUGUUUCGUUGGCAGCGUUGCAUGUUCGCGUUCAUAGCUGAGAUGCACCUCCGUCCUCAGACGUCAGACUAACCUUGUUUAAUAGCUUCGGACAUUUUCCUUUCAGGCUUGGUGGCUCACUUGGGAACUGCUCUCCUUCUCACAUACUGAAGUUGCUGUUAAAAUGGCUCCACUUGUUUAGAGAUUGAUAGUGUGGUGUGAAUUCCAAGCUAACACAGGUACCAUUGCUUCCUGCGAAACACAUCCAUCAACUGCUGUUAGAAAUACACCAGUCCAGGUGGCGCCGUGGUGAGCGUCAUCUUGAAGCAACAUUCAGACUUUUUACUGUAUCUGAUCCUAGCCAGGAUGCAACUAAGGUUUAGCUCAAGUACUAACUAAAUCAUGACAUUAUAAUGAUGAGAUGAUGCUGAAUAUACCUGUGGAAAGUGACUUAAACACCCGCUGUACUAACUCAUCCCACCCAGAUAUAGAAAAUAAUAUUGUGCGUGUCGACUGAAUGGAUGGAUGCAUCCGUGCCAGCAAUCCACAGUGAAUGUGAUCGUUCAGUGCUAUUCUGUGAGCUAUUUUCCAUUGAAUCUAUAGUUUGACAUUCAGGAUCAUCUUGGUUUCUGAGGGGUAGAUCAGACUUGUGUGUGUGUGUGUGUGUGUGUGUGGUAAUGGCUUUAAGGAUGUAUCUAAAUACUCUUCAAGUGUCCCGAGGGCACUGCUUUAUGCUUAGAUUGCUUUUUUUAUCAGGGGAAAUACUUGCUGUUUUGGAAUCGAGUCGGGUUAACCUUGUUAUCCACUCAUUUUUUUUUGAAAGAAGCAGCAUUUUUUAAAAUCAUUGACAUGAUGGAUUUAUAUAGCUCUAAUAGACGUGGUGAUACAGUCUUGUAUUGACUUGAUUCUUGACUUGUUCAAUGUGUUGUUCACCUUGUUUGCGAUGAUGACACGAGUAGCAUCACUAGAACAUCGUCGGUGGAAGCGCGUUUGUCACAAACUCAAACUUGAACUUCAUGACUUUUGUCGCACAUCUGCUUUGUCCGAAGCAGCAGCGGUGCCCAUUUCAAGAAUAUGUCUGAGUCGCCGCAGGAAUUUUUAGUCACACAUGAAGGAUAAGCCAUGUUUGUAUAUAUAAGCAGUUGGAGAUUAGAAACUAACACAGCGUGAGCCUAACAAUGUACGAGGAAAUCAGGUGUCAUAGUGCUAUUGAUAUUUCACAUUUUAGCUGUUGUUGUUUGUGUUAUCAGCGAUUGUUUCCGCUACAAAAAUAUAGACGUUGAGAAGUCAGGAUGGUUCAGUUCGUCCUGUGUUGCUCUUGAUGUCAAUUGAUUCCUCUACGAUUUCCACUUGCCUAAAACCUCUCCACUGUAUAAGACAAUAGCCAUAUGAUGUGAUUGAUAACAGUCAAUGUUUUUAUCUGUUCACCUCGCCUUGAUGUUUUAUUCAUGAUGUGUGUUGAAAUAUCCCCACAACUUCCGCAGCAAUAGGGAACGGUGCGAGGUGGCGAUCACAGCGAUUCUCUGCGCGCAUCAUUUAUCUUCUGCGCGGUCUGAGAACUGACUCCGGGUCCCAGGACCUCGGCCUCCUGCUUCGUGAUUUGAAUAAAAGCCACCUGCGCUCUGAAGCACCGCUGUUGUUGUUGGAGCAAUUCCCCCAUUGAUUUGCUGCUGCGCUGAUGCGCCAGCUUUAGUCGCGAGUGGAGUCACACUAGAAAUGGAUGCAGAUCUCAUUGAUUUGUAAUGAGGGGGGGAAUUACCCCCCGUUUGGUUCGUUCAGGUGGAGACCGGCUUGUUCUGCAGUCUCAUGAGGAGCCUGCCUGAACAGAAAUGGCUCAUCUGUGAGCGACAUCUCGUGAUACUGUUGUCCACGAUUAGCGACGACGGCCAUUCGCAAUGGGAUAGGUCCUUGGUUUUGAUAUCGAAGUUGUACUCACCAGCCUUGAACUGAGCAAUAGCUGUUGUCAAUAAAAUAACCUGGUUUGGGUGGUGAUGAAGCUUCAUGAAGCACUGUGUUUCUGAGAACCCACUGGAUGGCGCUGUCCACUUUUAAAUCUUUAGCUUCAAACAACUAUUUCACUUUAAAGCCAGCAGCUGAGCUGUGAAAAUGAGGACACUGUUUCAUGAAGCCUCAUCACUAGUACUGGGACUUGUGAUAGACUAGUGAUGGACCUGUGAUGCUUCAUGAAACAAUGUCCACAUUUUCACUCUCUGCUUUAAAAUGUUUGACUUCAAACAGCCAUGUCAAUGAAGCCUAGCAUCUUCAAUUCUUCAAACCAACAUACUAUGUUCUGAAAAUGAGGACACUGUUUCAUGAAGCCUCAUCACUAGAACUAGGUUUUGGGCCUGACAUGUCUCAUCAGAGACACCAGUGGAGAGUUCUGUGGGUGCAUCUUCCAUGUCUAUGAGCAACGGUGGCAGAAUUAUCCGACCAGUUAGUUCAAGUUAGAGCCCGUUUAGUCGGGAUGGAAAACCCUUGUCUUGGUGAGAGGACUUGAAUAGCAAUACUCUUGGUGUGAAUAACGCGCAGACGUUAUUCCAGACAGAAGGAUUUAGGUUAUUGAUAUAUUUGGGCUCAAAACAAUGGGCUUAAACCGAAUGUGACAUGUGUCGUGAUGGCUCUUGAUGACAAUAGACUUUAUCCCCCGGGAAGAUUGUCAUAAGUUGCAGGCCUUGAGAGAGAAUCAAUGGCGACUACAAGACAUAUUACCCAUUAUUACAUUAGUCUUCUGAAAAUGAAAUUAUUACUCCAAUACUGGCUAUUAAUGAAACUCACCUGUGGCAAUGUAGAAACAGUCAAAUUGACAACAGACUGAUCGACGAUAACUCCAGCAGCUCCCACACUCUUUUAAGGCCAAAAGCAAGACAGAAACUAUGUAGUUAAGUAGUGUAAAUUACAUGUUAUUACUCAUGACAAUACUGCAACUUGGCUGGAUCCAAAGUGGCAUCCAUUAACAUAGGUCUGGUCGAGUGUAGUGCAGUACAGUUUCGAGUUAUUCCGGCUUCCAACAUGGCACUGAGUGUCAGUGGUGUCAUUGCAGUAGCAACUGUGUGGCGCCGGUUCUGUUGUUCAUCACUGUGUGGCAGCACACCAUCAUGGAGGAAGAGAAUUUAUUCGGAGAGUCCUGCUAAUCCGCUUUGCUCAUGACAUGGAGAUUCUCUUUAUUGUCCGCAAUAACUUAAAGAAUCCUCACUGGCUUCAAUUCCUCCGCCAGCGUGCGGUGAGGCUGAGGCACCAGGCCCCACUGCUGGAUGGCAAAUGAAGAGAGUUACAGAUGCACAUGAGAGGUUUUGGCCGAGCGCCGAUGACGGUGCGAGGUGACAGCCAGGGUUCCAUUGUGAUGGAGGUGAUGGAGGAAGUGAUUGACUGACAGCGCCUCCAUUGCCUUGACACUUCCAGUCGGGCUGUUAUUUUAGUUUGGGAGGGUAGGAAUCUUGUCUGUUGAGAAAAUGUCUGUUCUACUUUGCAUCAUUGCUGGAGUGACAGAUGCCCCAGGACAUGUUUAUUCUUUCAAAUGUGUAACGACAACGAACAUUACUGUAUAUUUGAGGAUUUUGAUACUAAUAAA
Synchiropus splendidus (mandarinfish) is the source of this 6236-nucleotide messenger RNA. It is a transcript of the gene nsmfb, whose product is annotated as NMDA receptor synaptonuclear signaling and neuronal migration factor b. Gene Ontology annotation, biological process: positive regulation of neuron migration; regulation of neuronal synaptic plasticity. Bases 189 to 1949 code for a protein of 586 amino acids. Gene Ontology annotation, cellular component: nucleus; cytoplasm. The transcript has 14 exons. The record is from RefSeq and is a predicted model, not a curated record. Lineage: Eukaryota; Metazoa; Chordata; Actinopteri; Syngnathiformes; Callionymidae.